This is a messenger RNA of Bombus terrestris (buff-tailed bumblebee), 562 nucleotides long. RefSeq names its product immediate early response 3-interacting protein 1-like. Gene Ontology annotation, biological process: endoplasmic reticulum to Golgi vesicle-mediated transport. The record is from RefSeq and is a predicted model, not a curated record. The coding region runs from base 157 to 456 and encodes 99 amino acids. Gene Ontology annotation, cellular component: COPII-coated ER to Golgi transport vesicle; endoplasmic reticulum membrane; Golgi membrane. Lineage: Eukaryota; Metazoa; Arthropoda; Insecta; Hymenoptera; Apidae. The transcript is spliced from 3 exons.
AGAUUGAGGUGGUACUAGCGACUGAUAUUCCCCCAUUUGCUGCAGCUUUUAGCAACAUCGAUCCGGACCUGGUAGGCUCCCUCUGUUGAAACUGGCCAAUCAACGAUUCGCUCACCCCACUACUAGUAUACAGCAAUCAUAUUGGGGACACGUCGAAUGUAUUUACGUUUGAGGACAAAACGUCGAUAUUUACUGGGCCACUGCAACCUUAGACAUUGCGACUUUUUACAUAAUAUUUUACAAAUCUGCGUGAAAAUAUCAACAGCGGUCAUGGAGGAAUCUGUUGGUUGGGCGUCGUGGCAAAAUGUUCAAGGCUUCGGAGAACCUCCUACAGUAAAGUCACAAAUUUUGAACCUUAUUAGGUCCAUACGAACGGUGGCACGAAUUCCAUUGAUAUUCCUAAAUAUCGUAACAAUAAUUGUGAAUAAUUGGUGCUUGGGUGAAAGAAACGAUUGAUGGUGUAAAUAAAAGGACAAUGAGCUGUGAAAAGUGAUGUACAUAAACGCAAAAUUACAUUCUUUUAUUUUUACCUUUGUAUCGAAGAGUAAAGUAUUUUUUAUUA